Molecule: messenger RNA, 4204 nt
Organism: Aethina tumida (small hive beetle)
Lineage: Eukaryota; Metazoa; Arthropoda; Insecta; Coleoptera; Nitidulidae
Gene: l(3)76BDm
Product: trafficking protein particle complex subunit 8
Exons: 10
Coding region: 97-4074 (1325 amino acids)
Biological process (GO): endoplasmic reticulum to Golgi vesicle-mediated transport; protein localization to phagophore assembly site
Cellular component (GO): cytoplasmic vesicle; phagophore assembly site; TRAPPIII protein complex
Molecular function (GO): protein binding
Source: RefSeq, a predicted model, not a curated record
UUAUGUUUCUCUUUUAAAACGGUUUUUAACAAUUUUAACAAUAUGAAUAAUCAACGUUUUUUGUAAUGUUUGGAAAUAAUUUUAAUUAAAAUCAAAAUGGCCCAGUCUAAACAAAGUCCGCAGGAAUUCAUUAAAAAUGCAUUCACACCUCAAAUAGCAGUGAUAUCAACAAAACUCGUUGAACAAAGCUGUAGGAAGAAUAAUUUGAGUUUUAUUGAUUUGCUUCAACCCUUUACAAAACUUACUAGCGAUGUACACUACAAAGACCCUACAGGUUCUAAUGUCACCAUUCACAAUAUCAAACUUACAUUCUUGGAUGUUAAUACUAGACCCCCACAACCCACAUUAGCUAGAAAAUUUCUGAAUGCAUCAGUUAGUGAAGCUCCAGAUGUACAUAAUAAACUAUUCGUGAUUGGUAAAUACAAAUUGGACAUACCGUCAUCAACACCUUGGUAUGAAGCAUGGAGGGACAUGUUUUUAAAAGUGCAAUAUCCUUCUGAUCAUGAAUAUACAAAGCACUUCCUUGCCUGUGUGCUAGUUGUCUCAGCUAAUGACAAUAAUCCUGUUGAAACCUUCAAUCAGCUGAACCAGGAAUUGAAUAAGAUGCAGAACAGUGCACCAGGGAAGUUGCCAAAGUGGUUUAGUGCAAAUGUUUUAAAGUAUUAUGUCAUAUUAGAAGAUGUGAAAGAAAGCAACCCAACAGUUGCUGCCGAGGCUUAUAAUGAUAUAAGAAAUGCGCAUGGGGCCGCAAAUUGCUUCCUUCUUAAAAUGAAUUCAAGACCACCAGGACCUAGCCAGGACCAUUUUCCAAAUCCAUGGAGUCAAUUUAUCACUAAUCGAAUCGAUACCAACCAGAAACCCGACAAUUCACCAAAUUCAGCAAGAUUAAAUUUAGAAGUGGGACAAGAAGCCAACGAAAUUAAAAGUACAGUCGAUUAUCACCCACUUAGUCCUGAUAAUGAGGAUAUUUCGAUGAACGGAUCUAUUAAUGAAAUGAAAGAGAAAACGGAAAUUAACGUUGCCCCCGGAGGCCACGGAAACUGCAUAUCUAACGAUGAUGUCGAACAGAUAAAAAUGAUGAUUUAUGAAUUCACUAAAAAUUGCCUGCUUCCAUACGUGUCCAGUCAGAUGUUGCAAUUGAAUGAUGUAAUAUCCAAUAAAAAGGGAAUGAGUAAAUCCUUGUUUAGUGCCACAAAAAGAUGGUUCAGUACCAAUAAACCUGGAACUGGGACUAUCACAGUAAAUAAUUUAAUUUAUGCAACGGAUGCUUCCGAAUUACAAGUUAGAAGAUUGGGUGAUUUAUAUUUUAUGUUUGGGAAUUAUUCUGCAGCCUUCCAGGCUUAUCAUCUGGCGAAAAGGGACUACCACACGGAUCAAGCCUGGCUUUAUUUUGCUGGUGCUCUUGAAAUGGCUGCCCUUGCAGCUUUUAUGUCUGGGGAUUCGAACAGGAAAACUUUGGAUUAUAUGGAAGAAAGCAUUAAUACCUACCUUACAACGUGCAAGAUGCCACAGUUCGCAACCAGAGCGACAAUAUUAAGUUCGGAGUGCCUGAAAGCGAAGAACAUGUACGGUGACGCUGCCUUACAUUUGAUCAGAAUGACAAGCGAAGAGUCAGAUUUGCGGUCUGCAUUACUACUGGAGCAGGCUGCUUAUUGUUUUCUACAGUCGAAAAUGCCUAGGAAAUAUGCGUUUCACAUGGUGCUUGCCGGUCAUAGAUUUUCGAAGGCCGCACAAAGGAAACAUUCCCUCAGAUGUUACAAACAAGCUUUUAGAAUAUAUGAGAAUACAGGUUGGGAUUUAGCCAGCGAUCACAUUCAUUACACCAUAGGUAGGCAGGCAAACAAUUUGCAACAAUAUACAGAGGCCGUUGAGUCGUUGUCCAAUUUGUUGACGGAAAGCAGUAAACAGACAGCCCAACAACAAGCUACGUUUUUAAAGGAAUACCUCACUAUUUUAGGCAAUAAACUAAACAAUGAGAGUAUCAGUGAUGUACCUGAGUUACCAGUUCCCCUGUUAGAAAACACGUCAUUAAAAGUUCUAGUUGGUCCGACGAGACCUCUGACCACCCCCGGAAAAACGCCUGCUUUAGGAAUAAACUUUAAUACCGUUGAAGAUGCACAAUCGGAAUCGAAGUGGACGAGAUUAGAAGAGAUGCUUCUGACUGAAGCAGAGGGCAGCCCACCAAUGGUAUUCAAACCUAUAAUUACGUUGUAUUCAAUUAGUAAAUUACAGAAACAUGUUCCCAUCGCAAUUGUAAACGAGCCUAUUCAAAUUCAGCUGACUUUGAGUAACGUUUUACAAACAGUAUUAAAUUUAAAAGAUAUUUAUCUGAUUUGGAAAUAUGAAAACGAUACCGAUACCGUAAGCAAUGAAGAUGACAGUGCUAAAUCAGAUGCGUUUGUUAAAACACACACGAAUAAAAAUAUUAUUAUCGAGGGAAAUCAAAAAUCUGAUAUUAUAUUAUCAUUAACUCCGUUGUCUAUAGGAAAAAUAACUAUAUUGGGCAUAUGUUAUACGAUUACAACAACUGACACAAUUUUUAUUAAAGGAAAACAACUCUUUGAUUUACCUAAACUGCCAUUAAAAAAACCCACUGAUAAAACUACUACUAAUAGUCAAUUAGUCAUUAAUAUUGUACCGCCAGCACCAUGCUUACAGGUAACAUUUUCAGAAAUUAGUAUGGACUUUCUCACAAAUGAAAUGCAAAGAGUUUCUGUUGAUUUCAAAAACACUGGUUCCGUACCAUUAACUAAUAUAAUGAUAGCUACUUCGACUCCAAACUUAUUGAGCAGUUGCGAAUUCAAAGAUCCUGAAUAUUAUCCUGGAAGUGACGUAAUGUCGAGAGAAAAGUGGGCAAGAAAAAAUCAUAUCACUUCGGUGCCUCUGCCGGGCGAUCGAUUGGAACCUGGCAAUUUUGUCACUGUGUACAUGUGGGUCAAAGCUCCAGACACGAAAGGGCCCAAAUCUGUUGAUAUAUUAAUUUAUUAUGAGAACAUUGAAGCUAAAGCUGUACCAAAAUAUAGAUUAGUUAGACACAGUUGGAAUUUAACAGUACAAGAGUCAAUAUCUGUAGAUGUGUCACUUCAAGAAAGUCACAAUGCAACCAAAGUGGAAGAACUGGUAAUGGCAAUUAAAGCAACAAAUUUAAAUAAAGUUCAUAGCUCAAUAUCAACUGAAAUCACCUUAUUAAAUGUUGGAGUACUUAGUAAAUAUUGGAAGCUUUCUAAAAAUAUUAUUACCCCUAAAUAUAUAAAUUUAAAUACACAGGAGUCUGCCCACAUAUUACUUAAAUCAAGGAGGGUGGAACAAAACAAAUCUGUAUUCUCUCUCAUAUCAUUAUUUAACAGUGAUAGAAAACACAUACAACAUCUAAAUGUGGCUUGCCUUUCAUUUGCUGUAAAAGCUGAGCAAUAUUAUUAUAAUAUUUUAAGUGAUCAAGGGAACAGUGAUAAAGACAUUUUUAAAGAGGGUCUACUGUUUUUACAAUGGCAAGCUUCAGUUACUGACGCCAACAGUAAAAAAAUUGUUUAUGGUCAAAAUCUUUUGCCGUUAGAAGUUAAUAGAUACAAUUCCAAUCAAAUAACAAAGGAAGUUGAUGCUGUGGUUGUCAAUAUCAACGAUAAAGGCACCGAGAAAUCAGAGCAAUAUGAAAAAAUGCUGCAGAAACAAGUGGUGUACAAUUUACAAUAUAAAUCUAAUAUUACUCAUGAUUUUAAUAAAAACAAACUGUGCAUUAUACCCGUUGAAUUGAUAUUGCAUAGUGUGACUGAAGAUGAAGUGGAUGUUACAAUAAACACUGUUGAUGCCUGCAUAAAAAUAAAUUACAGUUAUGCAACGAUUGCUUAUCCGUUGGCGUCGACCCAAGUUAGAUGGUUGGGUAAAGGAAAAAUCAUUAAAAGACUAAAACCAUUAUCGACUAAUUGCGUAACAUUAAAUUUAGUGGUGUCUAGUCCAGGAACAUUUAAUUUGGGUGCACGUAUUGAAGUAUUUUGUAAUAAAAUUAAUGAGCGACCAAUCCUUCAAUCUAGUGAGCUUCAGUCGUCUUUGAUUGUGAAGCCUGCUGUAACAAGCUAGCUUUUAGUAAAAUAUCAUUUAUGUACAUUUUUGUAUUAUCAUGUGUUUAUUUGUUAUUAAUAUGUAUAAAUAUAUAUAUUUACAAUCAUAAAAAUACUGAAAAUAAUGUCUAAUUAAAUUAUUGUUUAUA